AUGAAGGUUCUAGUUGUAUUAUGUUCAAUUUUGGCGGUUGCCAUUAGUGAACCUCCAGUUCGACACGGACCACAGUAUUUUGGACCACCACCACCACCACCGCCAACAAGUUCACCCGUAUCAUCAGUGAAAUAUGGUGUACCUAGUCAAAGAUACGUUACUGGUCCUUCACCAACUCAAAGCGCCAUAUUAGGUCGUACGCCAUUCAUUGCAUCAAAUAACGCUAUAGAGCCAGCAAAAAGUAAUUAUGAACCAAUAACUUUGUCCGAUUUGAUUGGAAAUAAUCAUGGAAGUCAACCAACCCCCGUGUAUGGUAUACCAUUCAACAGUGGUUUAACAACACAGUCAUUCGUUGUUCCAAGUCAAAUUAAUUUCGGAGUUCCAAGUCAGGCUUAUGGAUCUCCGUCUCCCACAUUGCGUAAUAAAGGAGGUAAAAGCAAUAGACAACCAUCGCCUACCUCUAAUUCGUUGAAUAGUGGAAGACGUCCAUCUACUCAAUACGGUGUACCUCAUGCAUCUGUAGCGCCAGCUGUAAUUUCACAACCAAGUAUAGAAUAUGCUCCACAACAUUUUAAUAGUGCGCCAAUAAUAAGUACUAGUGCAUAUCUACCUCAAACACCUCAAACAAUUACCAUUCCAAAAAGUACCCCUGCAAUAAUUAGUAGCGAUGAAUAUAGUCCUUAUUUCCCAAAUAUUGAAACCGAAAGUAUAGCCAGCAGCGGAUAUAGUGGAAAAAGUAACGCUAAUUAUGAUAGCAAAUCGCUACCAGCGAAUUAUGAAUUCGAAUAUGCAAUAACUGAUCCAAAAAGUGGUAAUGAUUUUGGACAUAGAGAAUCUCGUCAAGAACAUUCUACUCAAGGUCGUUAUUAUGUACAACUUCCUGAUGGUCGUCGACAAAUCGUUGAAUAUGAAGCUGAUCAUAAUGGAUAUAGAUCCAAAAUAACUUAUGAAGGUGAAGCCAAUUUCAAUACAAAUGCUGGUAAUGGCAAAAAUAAUGCUGCAUCUAGUCAAGAAUCAAAACCGAUACAUGAAACAUUGCUAGAUAAUAUAAAUAACGGCUAUAGGUAUUAA
Molecule: messenger RNA, 1071 nt
Organism: Chrysoperla carnea
Lineage: Eukaryota; Metazoa; Arthropoda; Insecta; Neuroptera; Chrysopidae
Product: pro-resilin-like
Exons: 3
Coding region: 1-1071 (356 amino acids)
Cellular component (GO): extracellular matrix
Source: RefSeq, a predicted model, not a curated record